Penaeus indicus is the source of this 3956-nucleotide messenger RNA. RefSeq names its product 5-phosphohydroxy-L-lysine phospho-lyase-like. NCBI's taxonomy places the organism in Eukaryota, Metazoa, Arthropoda, Malacostraca, Decapoda, Penaeidae. The record is from RefSeq and is a predicted model, not a curated record. Gene Ontology annotation, molecular function: pyridoxal phosphate binding; transaminase activity. The transcript is spliced from 12 exons. The coding region runs from base 94 to 1557 and encodes 487 amino acids.
UAGAGCUGGCCGAUGCGGGAGAAGUUUAGUAUCCUUUGAGACUUCGGAAGGUGUAAGUCUGACUGAUCUGGACGGACUACAAGCAAGUGUACAAUGUCUGUUAAGCAAAAGUUAACGAAGGAAGAGACAUUGCUGCUGAGGAAGAAACACAUUGGACCCUCGUGCAAGCUAUUUUUCCGAUCGGACCCGCUGAAGAUCGUGCGCGCAGCUGGGUGUUACAUGUACGAUGAGAAAGGAUGCAGGUAUUUGGACUGCAUCAACAAUGUCUGUCAUGUUGGCCAUUGUCACCCACAAGUUGUAUCUGCAGCAGUUGAGCAGAUGAGCGUCUUGAACACAAACAGCCGAUUCCUUCAUGAUAAUCUGGUUCUCUAUGCGGAGAGACUGACGUCCUAUUUCCCCGAAAAGCUAAAUGUCUGCUUCUUCGUCAAUUCUGGCAGCGAGGCCAACGACCUUGCAAUACGACUUGCAAGAACGCACACGGGGAAGCGGGAUGUCAUCACCCUAGACCAUGCAUACCAUGGUCAUGUCACAUCCCUUAUUGACAUUUCUCCAUAUAAAUUCAACCAUCCUGGGGGAGAAGGCCAGCGUGACUGGGUCCAUGUAGCCCCAGUUCCUGAUGUGUAUCGAGGAAAGUACACAGACAAAGACUUCACAGUGGAAGAGUGUACUAAAAAGUAUGCAGAUGAAGUGAAACAGCUGUGUGACAAGGCUACCAAACUCCACGGUGGAGUUAGCAUCUUUUUCGCAGAAUCUAUGCAAAGCUGCGGUGGACAGAUUGUUUACCCACCAGGAUACCUUCGUCAGGUCUAUAGCCAUGUAAGAGCAGCAGGUGGUGUGUGUUUGGCAGAUGAGGUCCAGGUUGGAUUUGGAAGAGUUGGUUCUCACAUGUGGGCCUUCCAGACACAGGGGGAUGACAUAGUUCCAGACAUUGUAACCCUCGGAAAGCCUAUGGGGAAUGGCCACCCUGUGUCAGCAGUCAUUACAACAAGGGAAAUUGCUGAAAGCUUUGGAGCAACAGGAAUGGAAUACUUCAACACGUUUGGUGGCAAUCCUGUGUCCGCCGCUAUUGCAAAUGCUGUUCUCGAUGUCAUUGAGAAAGAAAAUCUGUUGGAUAAUGCUACAAAAAUUGGAAACUUCCUAAAGCAAGAAUUUAACCGGCUUAAAGGAAAACAUGCCAUUAUUGGUGAUGUACGAGGCGAAGGGAUGUUCUUGGGCGUAGAUUUGGUAAAGAACAGAGAGACACGGGAACCUGCCACUGCUGAGGCUGCUUUCAUCAACAAAAGAUUAAAGGAGCAAUAUGUGCUGCUGAGCAAUGAUGGCCCUUACAGAAAUGUUCUGAAGUUCAAAAGCCCACUGGUCUUUGGAAUGGAAGAUGCUAAAGAACUUGUUGAAAAACUGGAUGCCAUCAUGACAGAGAUGGAAGCAGCAGAGAACAUAGUAGCGAAUGGCAUGGAGAAACUGAUGGUGAAUGGUAACCAUGACCCCAAGCAGCAGCAGCUCACAAAUGGCCAUGCGAAUAAUAUUGGUGCACCCAGUGAAAUUCAGGUUAAAGUGUGACAUACUGACCCCAGCGGCUGCAGCAGGCCAGUCUGACGCAGUAAAUGUUCCUCCACAGCACUGUAUUGAAGUGUGCUCUCAAACUGACUUGAUAUACAGUGAUUACCAUUUAUGUGAAGGGGACCAUCCCUGAGGGUAAGGGGGUCAAAUCGAAAACAUAUUAAUUACAGACGUUUUGACACCAAAUUUACGGGGACACUCACAAGGGGGGCAAUGUUCCCAGGAAAAAAAAAGCUUUUAUUUCCAAUUGUCUGCAUGGUUGAGCAAAUGUGCAACAGGAUAAUUAAUUAGGCCAAGAAAAAAUAUCUGCAUGAACAUCAGUGAUUUCCUAAUCCAACCUCGCGGGCUUUUUAUAGAUUCACCAUAGUUUCCUAUAAAGAAAAAAAAAAUAAUUUACAAAAACACGGGCGUGAAAUUUUUAAAAUUCCUCGCGAGGCUCGAUACGCAUUUUACAAGCUUUAUAGAGAUAAAACUAAAAUUAAAAUCGGUCGAGCUCCGGUACAUUUGAUCAGCCAAAGCUCUUAAAAAGUGUCGGAAAAACAAAAAGAUUGAUAUUUCCAAGUUGAUUUUCUCCCAACUUUUUAAUUGUAAUAUCUUAUUAUCAACAUAGAAAUUACUAUAAUUUCAUUCGAAUGCAAUUUGUUGCUCAAAGAUAUAGUUUCCUAGUUUUAGAAACAAGCAAAUGAUCACGUGAAAAGGGGUGAAUCCAUAAUCAAGACACCAUGGCCGCUAUAUCGAAAUUCGGUGUUCCUUGCCUCAGGCCUCUUAUUGUUUUCUUACGUGUAUACGUUUAUUUGUAUGUGUAUAUAUACAUACGUUAUAUAUAAAUAUAUAUAUAUAUAUAUAUAUAUAUAUAUAUAUAUAUAUAUAUAUAUAUAUAUAUAUAUAUAUAUAUAUAUAUAUAUAUAUAUAUAUAUAUAAAUACGCAUGUUUAUGAAUAUAAAUGUAAACAUGCUUAAGUGUGCGUACAGAUACGUACACGUGUAUACAUACGUGUAAAUUUGAGGAAAUGUGUAAACCUCUGCAUAUUUGUGCAAGAGUGCAUAGGCCUACACGCGGGUGUGCAUGUAUAUUUAUGUUCAUUGUUAUCUGCAAAGGAGAAGCCUUGCGAUGCAUAUAAUUUCGCUUCCAAUGUUUUUGAGUGCGUCCUUCUCCUUCUCCAGCCUACUCUGGCGCGGAAUAUCUUUAAUUUUUAAUCGUUUAACUACGUGGCCCCGCCCCAAAACAAGCAGUAAACGGUUAGUCGUGAGCAGAGCACUUGUUAAGGAGGGAAAUGAAUUGUUUCUUUGUUCAUAAGAAAUAACCGUACAGAAUGCGUUGAUAUUUUGAUGUAUAAAUAGCCAUUAUUCGUUUAUCGUGAACAUUUCUCGUGAUGUAAUAAUAGAUCAUAAUUGUAGGCCAAUGUAAAGAGUUUACACCAGUAAAUUUUAUCAUACGAAGUCUUUACAUUUAUUUUACCUGUGUAUAAAUAGUAAUAUAACUUAUAGAACUAUUGUUUUAUCGAUUUAGCUUCAAAUGAACGUGCAAACAGAGAUUACAGUCAAACGCGGUGGCCACACCUGCAAUUCUGAGAGGUCCGCCAAAUGCGGCUGGAGUGCCCAGCACAAGUACACAUCUGCUAGUCACGAGUGUGUUUGUAGAGAAAAAUACUUGUAACUCGUGCAUUAUCAUCGAACCCUAUACAUACCAAUAUGAUGUAUACAUCAGAAUCGGAGCAUAACAAUUUUUUCAUAGGAAAGAAAUUCGAAGUCAUUUGACUUUCCCCCUUUUUUUCGUAUUAUAAAUCCUUCACUUCGGAAAGAAACUGUUAUAACAAGACACUACUUCUGUGAUCCAUAUAUUUAAGUAAUGACAAAAUAAAACGUGUCAUGUUCGUUUCUCUAAGGCAAGAGUGCAGAAAGGUGAAAAUCGCUGACACUGCGACAGGGAGGCUCGGCAUCUUUGCCCGAUUUCUCGUCGCGGGAGUAUUUGUACACUCGUACUGGGUGUUAAAACAAUUUUCCGCCACUUCGACCCAGCCUCACCCAUGCUUAGGGACGGUCCCCUCAUAAAAAAGUAAAGGCAAUAAGAAUAAGAAGUUUUCUUUAUUCUCUAUGGUAAAUUUCCCCAACAUUCCAGUUGCUUUUAAUAUUUUGAAUGCAAUAUCUGGUUUUCUCUAUUCCCUUUCAAGGAAUAUGCACAAGCAAAAUUUGGAUUUUUUGAAUCAUUUGUUUGUAGCUAAUAAGUAGAUUGAUUGGUAAGCAUACAAAUUGCAUGUUAAAUUAUUUCUUAAGCAACUGUAUAAAAAGGAUGUUUUAUAUCAAUGCAUAUAUUUUGUAUAUACCAUUUAUAAAUCCAAUGACUAUGUUGCAAAUUUUAGUGUAAACUCCAUUUUUACUUGAUUAAAAAAUGCACAAUUA